Messenger RNA from Bombina bombina (fire-bellied toad), 1489 nucleotides. RefSeq names its product histone deacetylase 3-like. The transcript has a single exon. Bases 10 to 1227 code for a protein of 405 amino acids. NCBI's taxonomy places the organism in Eukaryota, Metazoa, Chordata, Amphibia, Anura, Bombinatoridae. Gene Ontology annotation, molecular function: histone deacetylase activity. The record is from RefSeq and is a predicted model, not a curated record.
GGUCAUCCAAUGAAACCUCACCGUUUGGCUCUUACACACAGUCUGGUUCUCCACUAUGGUCUUUAUAAGAAGAUGAUUAUGUUUAAGCCCUACCAGGCUUCACAACAUGACAUGAGCCGCUUUCACUCAGAAGAUUAUAUAGACUUCCUGCAGAAGGUUAGCCCCAAUAACAUGCAGGGCUUCACCAAGAGCCUCAAUGCAUUCAACGUUGGUGAUAACUGCCCAGUUUUUCCUGGCCUGUUUGAAUUCUGUUCUCAUUAUACUGGAGCCUCUCUCCAAGGAGCAACACAGCUAAAUAGCAAGAUCUGUGAUAUUGCAAUUAACUGGGCUGGAGGACUGCACCAUGCCAAAAAAUUUGAGGCAUCUGGAUUUUGCUACGUUAACGACAUUGUUAUCUGCAUUCUGGAACUACUCAAAUAUCAUCCACGAGUUUUGUACGUAGAUAUUGAUAUACAUCAUGGAGAUGGGGUACAGGAAGCAUUCUAUCUUACUGAUCGAGUCAUGACAGUGUCUUUUCACAAAUAUGGAAACUAUUUUUUCCCUGGCACAGGUGACAUGUAUGAGGUUGGAGCUGAAAGUGGGAGAUAUUACUGUCUGAAUGUUCCUUUGAGAGAUGGAAUAGAUGAUCAAAGUUACAGACACCUUUUCCAGCCGGUCAUCAAACAAGUAAUAGACUUUUACCAGCCAACCUGUAUUGUUUUACAGUGUGGAGCAGACUCACUUGGCUGUGAUCAUCUGGGCUGCUUUAACUUGAGUAUAAGAGGACAUGGGGACUGUGUGCAAUACGUGAAAAGUUUUAAUUUUCCACUACUGGUCCUAUGGGGAGGAGGAUACACUGUGUGUAAUGUAGCACGAUGCUGGACUUAUGAAACCUCAUUACUGGUAGAUGAGACGAUCAGUGAAGAGCUCCCCUACAGUGAAUACUUUGAGUACUUCGCACCAGAUUUCACACUCCACCCAGAUGUUAGCACCAGGAUUGAAAACCAAAAUACGAGACAGUAUUUAGAUCAAAUCAGACAGACUAUUUUUGAAAAUUUGAAAAUGCUGAACCAUGCACCAAGUGUUCAGAUCCCUGAUGUUCCAUCAGAUCUUCUGAGUUAUGAACGCACAGAAGAGCCAGAUCCUGAAGAGAGAGGCUCAGAGGAAAACUACAGUAGGCCUGAAGCAUCAAAUGAGUUUUAUGAUGAAGAUCAUGACAAUGACAAAGAGAGUGAUGUUGAGAUUUGAGUGAAUGCACAUAAUUGGAUUUUAAAUAUUUGCAAUCAUAGUAGACUGACGCAUUGCUUUGCCAUAUUAUGGCUCCUAUUCAUACCUGUGAAGAGUUUGGAUCACAGUUGUUUGUUUAAUGGAUCCAAAUUUUGUUAUCCUGUGGAGUUUCAUAAGACCAUGUUAUCAAUGGAACAGGAUCAUGAUUACCUCUUCUGUCACAAUGUGAAAACUUGUAUCGGAACCAGGAGGCUAAGAGGGGUUGUAAUGCAUCUGCUCCAGU